This is a messenger RNA of Pyrenophora tritici-repentis Pt-1C-BFP, 1260 nucleotides long. RefSeq names its product EPT1, sn-1,2-diacylglycerol ethanolamine- and cholinephosphotransferase. Lineage: Eukaryota; Fungi; Ascomycota; Dothideomycetes; Pleosporales; Pleosporaceae. The record is from RefSeq and is a predicted model, not a curated record. Gene Ontology annotation, biological process: phospholipid biosynthetic process. Gene Ontology annotation, molecular function: phosphotransferase activity, for other substituted phosphate groups. Gene Ontology annotation, cellular component: membrane.
AUGCCUCCGAGCAAAGAAACAAAAAGGCAUGAGUGCGUCUCCGAAGAUGCGCUGCAGCAUCUGAGAACCUACAAAUACUCGAGCGUCGAUAAAUCCUUCAUCUCCCGCUACAUCCUGAAGCAUUACUGGAAUGGCUUCGUCGAACUCCUACCCUUAUGGCUGGCCCCGAACCUCGUCACAUUAUUAGGCUUUUUCUUCAUCCUGGGAAACGUCGUGCUGCUAGAGCUAUACAUCCCAGAUUUGGUCGGACCAGCCCCCUCAUGGGUAUACUACAGCUUCGCAUUUGGCAUGUGGAUGUACUCCACCAUGGACAACGUCGACGGAAAGCAAGCGCGUCGCACCGGCACAUCGAGCCCGCUGGGAGAACUUUUUGACCAUGGAAUUGACUCCCUUAACUGCACCUUGGCAAGUCUCCUGGAGACGGCAGCUGUUGGCUAUGGCUCUACUAAGAUCGGUGCCUUCACUGCGCUGAUUCCAGUCCUUCCCAUGUUCUUCUCCACUUGGGAAACAUACCACACGCACACUUUGUACCUAGGCUACUUCAACGGCCCUACAGAGGGGCUAAUUCUUGCGUGCACGUUCAUCUGCAUGUCAGGCUACUUCGGCCCGGAGAUAUGGUCAACUCCCCUCGCCAAUUACUUCCCAUCUUACAAGGCGGAGAUCGGUGAAGUUACCUUGAAAGAACUCUGGGUACCUAUCAUCUUGUUCACCUUCUUCGUCGCUCACCUUCCGGCCUGCAUCGUCAACGUUGCACGCGCGCGACGCGCCAAGAACCUGCCCCUGCUGCCCCUUCUCAAGGAAUGGACACCCCUGGUCAUCUUCGUCGUCUGCACCAUGGCCUGGCUCGGAUCACCAUAUUCGAAGCUCUUAGAAGACAACCACCUCGUCCUGUACUGCCUGACAAUGUCGCUGGUCUUUGGAAGAAUGACCACAAAGAUCAUCCUGGCACAUCUUACCCACCAGGCCUUCCCCUACUGGACCGUUAUGCUUGCGCCCAUGAUUGGAGGUGCUCUACUCGUCAACCAUCCCUACUUCACCAUUCCCGGUACCACCUUUGGCCCCAUCUCAGCCAACUUUGAGCUGUGGUACCUUCGUGCAUAUUUCGUUUUCGCCGCUGUUGUCUACGGGCGAUGGGCACACCUUGUGAUUACAAGCAUCUGCGACUACCUAGGCAUCAACUGCCUUACGAUACCCAAGAAGACAUCCGAGAAGAAUGGACGGGCCAGUGUUGUCGUUGACGGCAAAGGUCGCACAGACUAG